AUGAAGUUUCAGGUUGCCUUCCUUCUUUUUGCCGUUGUUGAGGUACUCACUACUGAGGUGAAACAGGAAACAGUCCCUGUUCCUGCUGUUUACCCUGGUCCCGCUGACAGUGCUGCCGGCUAUGCUGACUACGCCAAGUUGAAUAAGGAUUUUGGCGCCAAAGGCCACUCAUCUCUUGCCGAUCAUGGUAGCUAUGGGAGCGCUGCUCAAGGAGCCUCUGGACUGCUUAAAGAUGCCGCUUUCAGGAAUCUAAAUGCGUUUGGCGCUAAGGGUGCAUCUCACGGCCAAUUCAAGGACAAGGACGUAUACUCGAGAGAUCGCGGGUACGGCUAUCAAAAGGCUUAUGCCUACGACAAAGUGGUAUCUUUCCACGACGUUGACGCAGAAAAAGGAGCAUAUGGCAGCAAACAGGGCCUGAGUGACGAUUCUGCCCACAGCAAACUUGACUCCAACAAACGUUACGGCCAAGGAGCUUUUGGUAAACAUGAUCUCCAUGGUGCUUCUGGUUAUGAUCGCCAAAGACAGCUAGGCAGUGGUUACGCCAAAAAAGGCUAUGCUGAAGGAGUUGGAGCCAUCGGCUACCAACCUGCUCAUGGUGACGUCUUCGCACCCUCAUUCAAUGGUUAUGCCCCAGUAUUCGGUCCUGGCAUUGGUUAUGGUCCUGCAUCAGCCUUCAGAAAUGGUCAGGCCUACAGCUAUGGUCCUACAUCAGCCUUCAGAAAUGGUCAGGCCUACGGCUAUGGUCCUGCAUCAGCCUACAGAAAUGGUCAGGCCUACGGCUAUGGUCCUGCAUCAGCCUACAGAAAUGGUCAGGCCUACGGCUAUGGUCCUGCUUUCGCUGUGGCUCCUACUUAUGGUUACGGUCAUGGAGCGCCACAUUCCUACCCUAGUUACCACUAA
Molecule: messenger RNA, 900 nt
Organism: Limulus polyphemus (Atlantic horseshoe crab)
Lineage: Eukaryota; Metazoa; Arthropoda; Merostomata; Xiphosura; Limulidae
Product: fibroin heavy chain-like
Exons: 2
Coding region: 1-900 (299 amino acids)
Source: RefSeq, a predicted model, not a curated record